AUGCUGCUGAGGAUCUUGCUGUUGAUCUGUGCUCCACUCUGUGAACCAACUGAGCUGUUCCUGAUAGUCAGUCCCUCUCAGCCCAUAGAGGGGAAUUCAAUGACCCUGGCCUGUAAGACCCAGCCCCCUCCACAGAAGUUAGAUGUUCAGCUGCAGUUCCGCUUCUACAAAGAUGGCAGGCCCCUAGGGAUGGACAGGGACAGCAUCCCAGAGCUCUGGAUUCCUGCUGUGCGGAGGGAAGACUCAGGGUCCUACUGGUGUCAAGCAAAGACAACACCACUCAGAUACAAAAGGAGCCGCAGAGUCCAGAUCCAAGUACACGGAGUCCCCAUCAGUAAUGUGAGCUUGGAGAUACAACCUCCAGGUGGAUACCUGAUGGAGGGAGAAAAGCUGGUUCUUGUCUGCUUGGUCACUGGGGGCACAGGAGAUAUCACCUUCUUCUGGUACAAAGGGGCCCUGGGUUUAAACCUGGAAACGAAGACCCAGCGUUCACUGACGGCGACGUUUGAGAUACCUGUGGUGAGGGAGAGUGACUCUGAGCGAUAUUACUGUGCGGCUGACAAUGGCUAUGGCCCCAGGCUCAGUGAGCUGGUGAGCAUCACUGUCAGAAUUCCAGUGUCUCACCCUGUCCUCACCCUCAGGGCUCCUGGGGCCCAGGCUGUGGUGGGGGACGUGAUGGAGCUUCACUGUGAGGUCUGGAGAGGCUCUCCCCCGAUCCUGUACCAGUUUUAUCAUGAGGAUGUCGCCCUGGGGAGCAGCUCAGCUCCCUCUGGAGGAGGAGUGUCUUUCAACCUCUCUCUGACUGCAGAACAUUCUGGAAACUACUACUGUGAGGCCAACAAUGGCCUGGUGGCCCAGCGCAGUGAGGUGGUACCACUCAAUAUCAUAGUGCCUGUGGAGGACAGAAAAGAAGUUCUUACUUCAGGAGUCAUGGAGGUGCUGCUUGGCAUCUCUGGUCCCACCACUAUGGCCCUAUUAUUUUGCUGCUGGCUCAAGAGAAAAAUAGGAAGUCGUUCAGCCAGGGAUCCACUCAGGAGCCUUCCCAGCCCUGUAUCCCAAGAAUCCACCUACCUCAACUCACAAGCCCCAGAGCAACUACACCCUGACUAUGAAAAUGUGAAUGUUGUAAGUGGGGAUGAGGUUUAUUCUUUGGUGUACUGUGUGCAGCAGGAACAGCAACCAGCAGCAGAUCUGGAGAUCCCAGCUGUGAAGGAGCACAGUGCUGGCCGGUAUCACUAUAGAGCUGACAAUGGCCACAAUCCCAUCCAGAACAAGGUGGUGAAUAUCUCUGUGAGAAUUCCAACAUCUUGUCCUGUCCUCACCCUCAGGGGUCCCAGGACCCAGGCUGUCAUGGGGGACAUGGUAGAGCUUUGCUGUGAGCUUGGAGCUGCCCCUACAUCCCCGCCCCCGCCCCCAAUCCUGUACCGGUUUUAUCAUGAGGACAUCAACCUGGGUAGCAGCUCAGUGCGCUCUGGAGAAGGAGCAUCCUUCAACCUCUCUCUAACUGCAGGGCAUUCUGGAAGCUAUUCCUGUGAGGCUGACAAUGGCCUGGGGGCCCAGUUCUGUGAACUGGUGCCACUCUCCAUCUCAGUUCCAGUGUCUCACCCUGUCCUCACCCUCAGGGCUCCCGGGACCCAGACUGUGGUGGGGGACAUGAUGGAGCUUCACUGUGAGGCCUGGAGAGGCUCUCCCCCGAUCCUGUACCGAUUUUAUCAUGAGGAUGUCAGCCUCGGGAGCAGCUCAGUUCCCUCUGGAAGAGCGUUCUUCAAAUUCUCUCUGACUGCAGAACAUUCUGGAAACUACUCCUGUGAGGCUGACAAUGGCCUGGGGGUCCAGCUCAGUGACAGAGUGACUCUCAAUGUCACAGUUCCAGUGUCUCAUCCUGUCUUCACCUUCCACCCUGAUGGGGCCCAGGCUAUGGUGGGAGAUGUGUUAGAACUUCGCUGUGAGGCCCAAAGAGGCUCUCCACCGAUCCUGUACUGGUUUUAUCACAAGAAUGUCACCCUGGGGAGCAUCUCGGCCCCCUUUGGAGGAGGAGCAUCCUUCAACCUCACUUUGAUGGCAGAGCAUUCUGGGAACUACUUUUGUGGGGCUGACAAUGGCCUGGGGGUCCAGCACAGUGAGAUGGUGACACUCAGCAUCACAGGUCCUGUGUGUCGCCCUGUCCUCACGCUCAGGGCUCCCGGAGCCCAGGCUGUGGUGGGGAACGUGAUGGAGCUUCUCUGUGAGGCCUAGAGAGGCUCCCCGAUCCUGUACUGGUUUUAUCAUGAGGAUGUCAGCCUGGGGACCAGCUCGGCCCCAUUUGGAGGAGGACCAUCCUUCAUUCUCUCUCUGACCACAGAACAUGCUGGAAACUACUGUGAGGCUGACAAUGGCCUGGGGACCCAGCGCAGUGAGGCACUGCUAUUCAAUGUCAUUUGUGUGUUGCUUGAGCUUGGGUUACACGCUUCCCUUCCAGAGGAAAGACUCUAA
This is a messenger RNA of Physeter macrocephalus (sperm whale), 2472 nucleotides long. Its product is annotated as Fc receptor-like protein 5. Gene Ontology annotation, cellular component: plasma membrane. Gene Ontology annotation, molecular function: transmembrane signaling receptor activity. Lineage: Eukaryota; Metazoa; Chordata; Mammalia; Artiodactyla; Physeteridae. The record is from RefSeq and is a predicted model, not a curated record. Gene Ontology annotation, biological process: cell surface receptor signaling pathway.